Molecule: messenger RNA, 417 nt
Organism: Nelumbo nucifera (sacred lotus)
Lineage: Eukaryota; Viridiplantae; Streptophyta; Magnoliopsida; Proteales; Nelumbonaceae
Source: RefSeq, a predicted model, not a curated record
AUGGUAAAGAAAGCUAAUGGAAAAUGGCGGAUCUGUAUUGAUUUCACAGACCUUAACCGAGCCUGCCCCAAUGAUAGUUUUCCUUUGUCGAGGAUAGACCACCUCGUUGACGCCACUAUAGGGUAUGAGCUACUUAGCUUCCUGGAUGCCUUCUCUAGAUACAAUCAGAUAAAGAUUCACGUAGAGGAUGAAGAGAAGACCUCAUUCAUCACCGAACAUGGCACAUACUACUACCGUGUGAUGCCCUUUGGCCUCAAGAAUGCUGGGGCCACCUACCAGCGUCUUGUCAACAAGGUGUUCAAAGAACAGAUGGGGAGGAACGUCGAAGCCUAUGUGGACGACAUGGGUGAAGAGCCUGAAGGCCGAGACUCACGUCUUAGAUCUAGCCGAGACCUUCAACACCUUGUAGAAGUAUAA